Pygocentrus nattereri (red-bellied piranha) is the source of this 3065-nucleotide messenger RNA. Its product is annotated as cytochrome P450 2B4-like. Gene Ontology annotation, molecular function: iron ion binding; heme binding; oxidoreductase activity, acting on paired donors, with incorporation or reduction of molecular oxygen, reduced flavin or flavoprotein as one donor, and incorporation of one atom of oxygen. Gene Ontology annotation, cellular component: intracellular membrane-bounded organelle; cytoplasm. NCBI's taxonomy places the organism in Eukaryota, Metazoa, Chordata, Actinopteri, Characiformes, Serrasalmidae. Bases 62 to 1570 code for a protein of 502 amino acids. The record is from RefSeq and is a predicted model, not a curated record. The transcript is spliced from 9 exons. Gene Ontology annotation, biological process: xenobiotic metabolic process.
CCCCUUCUGGUUUUAGUGUAUAAAGCUGUGAGUGCCUGUGCUCUCCUAGUCAUCUCUCAGAAUGGAGUCUGUGCUGAGAUAUUUGGACUGGACGUCUGUGAGCUUGGCCCUGCUGGGUGGUCUGCUGUUUCUAUUUCUGAUGGAGAGUUUAAGGUUGAGCUCCUCCCGGAGCCGCAGCCCCCCUGGACCCAAACCACUUCCCUUCGUGGGUAACCUGCCCCAAUUUGUGAAGGAUCCAAUGGCCUUCAUCAGAUCGAUGACGAAAUAUGGUGAUAUGUGCUCCAUGUAUCUAAGCAGGAAGCCAACGAUUGUGCUGAACAACAUGCAGAUAGUGAAAGAAGCAUUCGCUCAGAACGGGGCCGCAUUUUCUGGAAGGCCGUUCGUACCGUUAAUGAACUGGAUCACCGAUGGCUAUGGUAUCGUGAUGGUCACAUAUGGUGACUCUUGGAAACAGCAGCGUCGCUUUGCUCUGCACACGCUGCGCAACUUCGGUCUGGGCAAGAAAACGGUGGAGGAACGUGUGGCUGAAGAGGCGCGAUACCUCAUCGGAGAGAUGCUCAAACAGGAAGGGAAGGCUUUUUAUCCCCUCCACCCCAUUCUGAAUGCAGUUUCCAACAUAAUCUGCUCCAUCGUCUUCGGAGACCGCUUCGAGUAUGAAAACAAACGCUUUGCUAAGCUGCUGGAAAUUAUGAAUCAGAGCAUGCGACUCGGUGCAUCACCUGUAGGAAAGAUCUUCAACUUGCUCCCAGUAAUAAAAUACUUUCCGGGCCCACACCAGACGAUGUUGCAGAAUGCCAUUUCCUUCAAGGUAUUUAUCCGCGAGGCUGUUGAGGAGCACAGGCUGAUUCUGGACCCUGAAAAUCCCCGGGACUUUAUUGAUGCCUACCUGAUCGAGAUGUCCAAGCAGCAGGAGUCAAAGGAAAACUCCACAUUCCAUGAAGAUAACUUGAUUAUGUCCGUUGCUGACCUCUUCUUUGCUGGGACGGACACUGCGGCAACUACUCUCAGAUGGGGCCUCAUUUACAUGAUGGACCACCCUGAUGUGCAAGAGCGCUGUCACGAGGAGAUCAUUCGAGUGCUGGGUUGGGACCGCUCUCCCUGCAUGGAAGACCGUGCCAGCCUCCCAUACACUUAUGCCACUGUGCAUGAGAUCCAGCGCUAUGCAAACGUCGUUCCUCUAAGCGUAGUGCAUGAGACCACAGAGCCAACACAGCUGCAAGGAUACCACCUGCCCAAGGGAACAAUGAUUCUACCCAACCUGACUGCAAUCUUGGCUGACAAAGAGCACUGGAAGUAUCCAGAUACAUUCAACCCAGAGAACUUUCUGGACGAGAAGGGACAGUUCUGCAAAAACGACUUCUUUCUGCCUUUUUCUCUGGGUCCGAGGGUCUGUCUGGGUGAGAAUCUAGCCAGAACUGAGCUCUUCAUCUUCUUCACCUCUCUGCUCCAGCGGUUAAAGUUCUCAUGGCCUCCUGGAGCUCCACCAGCAAACAUGGAUGGCUUGGUGGGCACUGUCCGCUCUCCAUUUCCCUUCAAUACAGUCUGCCGCAGCAGGGAGACCACCCACUGAAUCAGACCGUGGUGUACAGAAAACAAAACCUGCUUUUGGAUUUUUGGAGCAUUUCUACUCCGCAUGAGUAGAAAUGUUUCUGUGCAGUUUCACUUUUACCUCAUUACAUUUUGAGAAGUAAAUAUUUAAUUUCCUGAGAGGUUUUUAGUUUUUGCUUCUACUUAAUGUCAAACGUUAGUGUUGUGUGGCUCUUGUAGUCGAAGGUUCGACAAUUUGUGUGUAAAUUAAGAGAAAACAAAUGGGUUGCUCUAAGACUAAGAAGACCCUCCUCCUGCCUCUUCUUUGAACGUUCCAGCUCCACCCCCUCAUUAUUCCCAACACCCGUGGCUUGUCGUGCUAAUUUGCCUAUGGUUUUUGUAUUUUUUGUAAUUCAUGGCUGAGGCCAACUGUGCCUUGUUAGUCCUUACAGUGUUUGACUUGUACCUUCUUUGUUUGUUGAUAGUUGAUGAAUUUGCCUGCAUUUUACAUCUUGAUUCAUCCGAUAAAAGUACUUGUCAACAUGUGAAUAUUUGAUUCAGCGAUUAGAGUUUUCUUUAAAUAACAAACACAAUGCAAAUUUUGUUGAUUAGUUAAUUAGAAGGUAGAAUAAGGUUUAAUUUAAAAACAUUGAAGGACACUUUACACUUUACUUGAAGAGUGUCUACAUAACACAAUCAUUACUUCAUAACAUCUAUAUAUAUAUAUAUAUCUAGCCCCAAGAGGCCAGAGAGAAAAGAAUUUACACCACAAAUCACACUACAAUGAAGCACCACAAACCCCAAAAAAAUACGAAUACAUGAAACUACUCCACACUCAUCACUCCAAAUAAUAAUGCCAGGACUCUUAUAGUUCACCCCAGUAGCAUAGCCCAAUUAUUAAUAAACCUGGUUGUCCCACUGAACUGACAUUCUCUGAGGGUUAAUGUUGCACUGUGAACCCAGACAUUGAUGAAUGUCUGUUUGGCCUUUACCUCAAAAGUGAUGGAAGACUGAGACGCAUGUUACGUGAGCCUUUAAAUAGCAAUGCAAAGCAGUUUACAUGCAUUCAUGUGGCUGUCCAACAUCUACAGAGAACGGGUGAGGAUUCCGGCCCCGUAAAUUCCUUCACGCGAUCCCAUCACCACACUAAGAUUCCGUUAAAUGAUUGUUCUCAGCAUAUUUAUGAGAAAUUUACUGUCCAUAUGGUAAAAUAACAUGUAAAUCAACAAAUGCUUAAGUAAAACACAAUUGAAAGGGAUUGAAAUAUACGUGAAAAGUGCCUCAUUGUCAAAGCGCUUAAUGACUAAAGGGAUAAAGCAAGGUCAAUUUUAUUUUGCCUGUCCAGGAUUUUUAUUUUUAAAAUUGUAUCUCUGUAAAACGACCACAUCAAUAUCAUGUAAAACAUGUAGACUUGAUUUAAACAUUCAUGCAGACGUUAUGGGGUGUUUAUGUAAGAUGUUUUGAAUGCGUUAUGUAGAUAUCCUUCAGCUAAAGUGUUACUUUUUAUACUUCAAUAAAAGGAUUUGACUCUGUGGAAA